UGGUUGCCUAGUAUACACGAAGCCCUGGGUUCAAUCCCAGUACCACAUAAACUGUGCGUGGCGGCACAGUCAUUUCUAGCUCCCAGGAAGGUGAAGGCUGUACAACCAGAAGUUCAAGGUUAUUUUCAGCUGUAUAUUGAGGCCGGCAUUCUACAUCAAUUAAAAAAAAUGUAUCCAGGCAUGGUGGCACACACAGCACUCCAGAAGCAGAGGCAGGUGGAUCACCGUAACUUUGAGGCCAGCCAGGCACACAGAGUGAAUUCCUACCCAUCAAGGACUAUAUAGUUUGACCCUGUUUCUGCUAUCAGUGGUGGCGCACACCUUUAGUCACAGCACUCGGGAGGCAGAGGCAAGUGGACCACUGUGAGUUCAAAACCAGGCUGGUCUAGAGAGUGAAUUCCAGGACAACCAGGGAUACCCAGAGAAACCCUAUCUCAACCUGCCUCGCCAAAGUUGGCCCUGUCUCAAUAAAUAUAAAAUGUUAGCAUUUUUCCCACCUAGAGACACAAAGUAGAGACUGUUGGCAGUUAAAGAGUGGAUUUAAAACUGAGUUGGGUUGGGGAUAUAAUUCAGUGGUUAAACACUUGCCUAGUGUGUGUGAAACCGUGAGUUCCAUGCGCAGCACUGCUAAAUAAAUAAACAAACAUGAGGAUUCCAAGUGCCCUGGAAUCAGUUCAGAAAUGCGUAUAUACGCCGUAUAUACAUGGGCAUUCCCUGCGUGAACCAUCCAGCCAGAGCCCUCCUCUGGAGGGUAUCUGGCACUUCAGAUGUCCCCACUAUCUGAUGCCUUUGAUCCUCCUAAGAAGAGACAAUGGGGCUACUAUGACCCCCACAGGAUUCUGCCCACCUCACAAUGGCCCCCUGAGGUCACCGCAGAAAUAAUUUCACCAGUCCCUGAGCCCACAGCACAAGUCUGCUGAGGCCAACCGUGGGUGACCAUCCUCGGUCCUCCCUCUGGCCAUCCAGAAGGUGUGGCCCAGACCCCUACAGAGGAGCCUCUGAGGGAAGCAGAAGUCAGAACACAGCUCACCCACGACUGAGAGUAAUCUGGUGGAUACUUCCAGCCGCCACCCUGGAGGUCCUAGCAUCCAGUGCCCUUCAGCCACCUCCGGAAGAGAUGCAGAGAGACACGUCACUGGCGUCACCAUCUGCAGACCCAAAUGCUGCGGUGGCUGUAAACCAGGAUGCCAGCACAUCAGGGGACCCAAGCAAGAGUGAGACUGAGCCCUACAGCAGUCCUCAAACCCCGCGGAAACCCAGUAUGUCGCAGGUGAUUCUGAGGGCUGUGUCUGACAAGGGGGUGCGCAGCCGUGUGUCCCUUGCUGCCUUGAAGAAAGCUGUGACCACCACAGGCUACAAUAUGAACCGCAACAGCUGGCGCUUCAAGCGUGCACUCCAGAAUCUAGUGCAGAAAGGCAUGCUCAAGAAGGUGACUGGCAAGGGUACCUCAGGCUCUUUCCGCCUGGGUAAGAAGAAAGCCUUCAAGUCCAAGAGCAAGGCCAAGAGACGCCAGGGGAGGGGGCGGAGGGGGCAGAGGCAGAAGCCUGGGCAGCGCAAGUCUGGACCAUGCCAGUCACUACUAGGCUCCAGGAAGAGCCAUAAUCGGCUUUUCAAGGGAGUUCGUAGGGUGGCCAAAGGCCGCCGCCACUAAGAAGGCAGGUUGGGCGGGUCGCCAGGCUUGCCACAAGCUCAGUAAAGUGGAAAUAAAAGCCCAACUUAUUUCACAACUGUCUUCUGGAAUCUUUGGGGUUCAGAGGGUAGGAAAAUUAGGCCUGGGGCUGAGGGGUACAGAGUGGGGGAGGAGGCCAUGGACAGGAGGAAUCUGAGGCAGAACAAGAUGGGCUUGGAAAGACAUGGUAGGACCCUAUCUGUUAAUGGCAAGCCACUUCCUCUUCACCCGCGGCAGAAUCAAAGGCCAGCCAGGUAUCUGGUUCACAGUGGGGAAGGAGGGAAGAAGGAAGAGGGAGAGGGAGGAAGAUGGGGAGGAGCAGGAGAUGGUGAGGAGAGGGAGACAGAGAACAGGGAAGCGAGAAAGGGAAGAAUGAAACGGAGCCCAGGAGGAGGAGCGAGGAAGAGGAAUACACACUGGGAGCCUUUGGUCACUUCCCAAGUCCUUUCCUAUGUACAGUGGCAGGUCCCCUUCCCCUAUGGCACAAUAGCCUCCUCUAUGAUCAGAACACAUGAGGACGAG
Alexandromys fortis (reed vole) is the source of this 2191-nucleotide messenger RNA. RefSeq names its product spermatid-specific linker histone H1-like protein. Gene Ontology annotation, biological process: nucleosome assembly. Gene Ontology annotation, molecular function: DNA binding. The coding region runs from base 1118 to 1651 and encodes 177 amino acids. Gene Ontology annotation, cellular component: nucleosome. The record is from RefSeq and is a predicted model, not a curated record. Lineage: Eukaryota; Metazoa; Chordata; Mammalia; Rodentia; Cricetidae. The transcript has a single exon.